This is a messenger RNA of Rhizophagus irregularis DAOM 181602=DAOM 197198, 877 nucleotides long. RefSeq lists its product as uncharacterized. Lineage: Eukaryota; Fungi; Glomeromycota; Glomeromycetes; Glomerales; Glomeraceae. The record is from RefSeq and is a predicted model, not a curated record.
UAUAAUAAAUUGUCAAGUAUUGAUUAUUAUGAUAAAGGAGGAUUUGGUGAAAUUCAUAAAGCUAUCUGGUUAGAUGGACCUAUUUAUAGUUGGAAUUUUAAAAAACAACAAUGGAACAGACAAAUAGAUUAUGAGGUUAUUCUUAAAAUACUUAAUAAUUCAUCAAGUUUAAAUAGUAAAUUUCUGGAUGAGUUAUGCGAAAAAAGGAAGUUUGAGAAAAUGUUUAUCUGAUAUAAUUAAAUUUAAGUGGCAAGAUAAGUUACAAUUAUUGAAAACAAUUAUAUUAGGACUUAAAGUAAUUCAUGAAUCAAAUUUAACUCAUGGCGAUUUUCAUGAUGGUAAUGUCUUAAUGUCAGAUAAUCACAAUGAGUUAUUUAUUAUUGAUUUAGGACUAUGUAAACCUAUAAGUGAUUCUGGUAAUAAGGUUGAUGAAAUUUAUGGAGUUUUACCUUAUAUGGCUCCUGAAAUAUUAAGAAACAAACCCUAUACCCCAGCAAAUUUAAUGAAAAAAUGUUGGGAUUCAAAUCCCUCCAAUAGACCAACCAUAAGAAUGCUUGAAGAUAUUAUAUCUGAAUGGAUUGGAUGUAUUAAUGAAUAUUAUGAAAUAAACAGGGAUGGAGAAUAUAACUUUAUUGUACCUAAUAUUGAUAAACAAUUAAAAGAUGAUAUGUUUGAAUUUGUAGAAGCAAACAAAACUUUAGCACAAGAACAAGCAAAUACUUCUAUUAUGCAAUCUCAUCCACAAGCAUAUUAUACAACUCGCAAAUUUACUGAAAUUUUAGCUCAAGAAAAAUCCGAAAUCAUAGUUCAGGAAAAGUCUGAAAUCUUAGUUCAAGAAAAGUCUGAAUGUUUUGAAUGUAUAAUUGAAAAUCAAUGA